GAGCCGCCCCCAGCGCCGCCGCCGCUGCCGCGGGCGGUCUAGCGAGGCUCGGCGAGGAGCGGGGCGGAGAGCGUUGUGCCGGACGGUGGAGUUGGCGGCCGGCUGGCUCCCGCGGCCGGUGCCUCUGGGCUGGGGGCCGGGCCGGGCUCGGGCACCCGGGCGGCUCCGCCCCUUCGCCGGGCCGCGGGUAGAGCGCGCGAGAGGAGCGGCGCGGGGGCGCCCCCCUCGGCCGGGCGCUCGGGUUACAGCCCCGGCUCUCCGGCUUCCCCGCCCGCUCCUUGCCGGUUCACUCGCGCCGUGAGAGACAUUGUAACGGAACUGGGACGCCAGCGCUGCAUUGUGGGAGCUUUUAAAGCGGCGGGGAGCGCGGCGCAGCCGCUCGGGCCCACCGGGCCAAGCUCACCCCGGCGCCCCUAGCUCGGCCCCGCCGCCGCUCGCCCCAUCACACACCCCCGACCGCCGGGGCCUAUGGACCAGAAAAGCCAGAAAUGGUGAGGUGACCAGUGCCUACUGACUCUCACAGGAGCAAAAUCUUCCAGAGCUCCGGGUGAGACUUGUAAAACUGCCCUCUACGGUCAUGUCGGAAAGUAGGAGGCUUAUUCUGCAGACGCUUAAAAAAGGAAAGAAAACAAAACAAAACCUUCCAUCCUCCAAGGACUGGGUUUGAAUUGCUUUUCAUCUGGAGUGGCAGUGAUUCAGCGACCCCCUUCUCAGCGGCAGGCAGUGACAGAGACAGGAGAUGAAAAACACAGCGAAUGAAUCAGACCACAGCUGCUGCCUGGGACAACCCACAACAAACCUGGCUGUAGCUGCCCCAGGAGUCCAAGACUGAAAGAAUGGUGAUUUUACCUUGAUAUUCUGCUGAAACUUCCUGGAACCUACAAGGUUAAAAUCUCAGAACAUCUAGAAAGAAAACAGCAUUGCAAGAGAUCAGAGAUAGCCUGGCCACUCAGAAGCAUCAUCCCAUCCAUUAGGAAGAGAACCCAAAUUAAGGAUUCCACCGAUUCCAAAAAAGCAACACUCUGGAAAAGAAGUCAGUGCUUCAGAGGUGAUCUGAAUCCAGGAAGAAAUGCAAGAUGCUUAUAAUAAAAAAACUCUUCUCUGAAAAGCCCAACAAUAGAAUAUUCAUCAGAAGAACAGCAGUUGGAGCCCAGAGGGAGACAAUGGAAGGCUGGGACCAGGGGCCCAAGUUAGAGGAAAGAAACGAGACUUUUCUUCUAGCCAAGAUGAAAGACAUGCAAGCCAGUCAGAAAACUUCAGUGGCCCUGCAGAGUGAAGUCCAUGAGCAGGAAGAUAAAAUGGAGAAUCAAGCACAAAGAGAAGACACACAUGAUGGUCGCCCAGUGACACAGCGAUCUUUAGUACAUUUUUUUCCGCAAACAGAUUCAGAUGCCACACUGCCUUUGUCACAGUCAUUAACCUAUGACACACCUCUCAGUUACUAUAUGUCUGACCCUCAGUUUAGUGGAAUAACUGUAUCAACAACUGGGCAGAACACUCCUAAAACUACUAUAGAGGGCCAUUCCCAAUCAGCAAACAGCUUGGGAGUCAACAGCUUCAUAAUGACAACGAAACAGCCUCUGUCAGUCCUUGCUCCUGAGACAGCUGUAACUGGGGAAGGAGAAGAUUAUUUCCUAUCCUUGUUUGGUGAUUCAAAGAAAUUUGCUGCAUGCUCAUUCCAGGCAGAGAACACCCGGAAGCACUUUUCCAUGAUUCUUGAAGAAGUGGGCCAAUCUAGAUCCAGUGCUCUUGGAGACAUUAAAAUAGCUGAAGUAAAUGUCAAGGGUUUAUUCGUGAAGCUCAUUAACUCUUCCCUUGACAAAGAACUGGAGAUUGGAGGUCAUAUUCUCCAGCAAAAUGUGAAUGGACAAACAGUCUCUUUGUACCGCUUCCUUCCAAAUAUCAUAAUGCAGGCCAAUCGCACAGUAACAGUAUGGGCAGCUGCAUCUGAAGCAAAGCAUCAGCCACCAUCAGAUUUUCUUUGGAGAGAACAAAAAAUGUUUAAAACAAGCCCAGAUUGUACAACAAUUCUGUGCAAACCUAAUGGUGAAGCUGUCGCCUGGUACACUCCUAUUCACUGGAAACAAGUGUGGGAGAAAUUAGAGACUGACAUUGAAUUUGACAGAUGCUCAAUAGUAAGUCCAACGUCUCGAAGACACAUAUUUCAUUGGCCAACAGCUAUAUCUACAACUAAAGAAAAACAAGACAAGUCUAAUAAGGAUACCUCAAAAAAUCAGAUGGAACAAGUUAGAGUUUUUCUUAAAAGAGAAAAAGAAAACCCACCAACCCUUUUUCCUAAUAGCAGUCCUUGGUGCCACAGUCCCAAUGUCCCUGCACAUCCCUACUGUCCUCUGAUUGAACCUCACAAUACCAGCAUGGCUGGAAGCAGCUUAGAUAGACAGCCUAGGCCUCAGUCAUCUGGGUCUGAUCCAGCCCAGAGUUUCAGCCAGGACCACUAUCAGGGGUUUAUGGAGCACCUCAACCCUAGGCCUGGAAACCCACACAACAAGGCAUCCAACCAGAAGACCUACUUCACCAUGAAAGUAAUGUGGAAGGGAGCCCACAACCACAGGAACCGCUGAUCACUUCACAUAUUACACCAUUCAGAGGUAGUUGGCUUUAUGGAAUGCUGGGAUGGCCUACUCUUAGGUAACAAAAGAUCUUUUGUCAUUUUUACUCAUUCAAAUGGCAUAUUUUGCCAUGAGAAUUCAAGAAGCAGAGAGUACCGAAAUACAGAGAGAACAGAGUGAGGUAACGACAGAGAAGCAGAACAAGACAAUGAGUGUGUCCUGACAAGUCUAUAGUUUCCAGAUUUUAGGUUAGCCACAGCCCAUGAGCCAUCUCUGUUUCUUGACAAUAAAUUCCCCCUACCCCAUCCACUUUUUUUUACAUAAGCAUUCCUGACUUGGUUUCUAUUACUUGCAAGUUAAGGAUAUUGUCCAAUACAAUAAACUCCAAAGAGGCAAACUUUUCUCUUCACAUGAAGAACAUCUAAUAAAUAAUAUAGCUGUCCCCAAAAUGGAAAGAACUUCUCUUAUCAUUUUUAGAUUUAGACCGCCCCUCAGUAUAUAAAAGAGAUGUUAUCUAUUAUAAUAAAUGGGCCCCUUCCCACUCCAAGAUCCUCUGACAAAUAUCAGAAAAUGUUUGAUUUGGAAAAUAGAGUUGUUUCAUGAUUUAGAAAAUAAAAAAUAAUGAGUCCCCAAGUGCUCGAUAACAUUCCACAUGAGGAUGUGCAAGAAUGUAUAACAUUACAGGGGGGAAAGGUAGGUUCUAAAUUUAGAGUUUGUGAGAAAUCCAGAACAAAACUGUGCAAGGAUUUAUCUUUUAUUAAAUUAAUGCACCCCCCCAAAAAAGUCUAGAAGUUAAGUAUCUGGGGUGUGAAAUAUAAUAGCAAAACAGCAAAUAAAGCAGCCUUUGAAUGCACGUUAUUAUUUACUGGCUGAAAUGAAAAUUUUAAAAAAGAUCUCAGAAUACAUUUAGGCAAAAUUCUUUGUUUUGCUUUCCCUUGAUAUCACUGUCAACAAUGCCCUCUAGUGGUAAAUUAAGUAGGCACUGAAGAAUGGAAAAAAUGAAACCUAAUUAAGCAGGCCUGUUAAACUCAUUGGUAAGAUUUUCAUGAAAAUAUGAACUUUUACACUUCCAGUUGGUAACUGAAUGUUAUAUUUGGCAAGAAAAUGAAUCUUUACAAAGUAUCGCAGCGUAUACCUUAAAGCACAAGCAUCUCAAGCCAAUUUUCCCCUGUGGUUUUCCUGAACAUGUGCCAAACAGCACAUGAAAAUAGCCAUCUGUAAUGUCUUAUAGGGGCAUUUCUGGGUCACGACUUCCACUGUGCACCUUAAAAGAAAGUAAAAUGUACUUUUAUUGAGGAUGAAAUCAAUCUCCCAAAUACUUCUGCUUCUAAACCCAAUUACCUUCAAGAAUUAUAGCUUCAGACAAAAAAAGUGGCUUGUUACCACUUUCAAGAUUGUAUCUGAAUUUUGAACUCAUCAACCAGACAAAGUUCCUUUGCUUGAAAAAUCUUCAAACCACAGCUCUCAACCACUGGGGUAAGCCAGUUAAAACAACACUUACAGUUACAGGAAUGAAACUUCUCCAACGUGGCUCAGCAAAGAGUUUCCCAAAGGAACUUCCACUGAAGAAAAAGAAUGAAGACAAUGUAUACUGCUCGCUCCUCUCUAAUUCAAACCAGCCAAUUGCUGCUUCUAGUCUCUGGCUCAAGAUUUCUUUUUCUCUGCGUAUUGUUCUCUUUUCGCGCCUCUCCAAGCCUCCUUCCCUCAUGCUUUCUAACCAUCCUACAUUUCCUUCAGUAGCUGAUUCUGCAUGUGAUUUUGAGAGACACUUAGACCCUUUUGUGAUAACUAUAUUUGCAUGAGAAUAUUUGCUCUGAAUGACUUUGACUAAGGCAUUAACCUACUACUCUGUUCUGGGAUUUUGUCUAUUUAAAUAGAAAGAAACACCUCCUCAAAAGCUAUGCUGUGGCUAGACAGGGGCCAUUAAUAUUAAUAUUAAUUCCCUAAAAAGGACUACUAUGACCAUAUUCUGUGAAUGCUAAACAUUUCCUGUUUUUGCAUUGCUAACAUGGAAUCCAAAUACUAUG
This is a messenger RNA of Herpailurus yagouaroundi (jaguarundi), 4597 nucleotides long. It is a transcript of the gene LMNTD1, whose product is annotated as lamin tail domain containing 1. The coding region runs from base 1077 to 2582 and encodes 501 amino acids. The record is from RefSeq and is a predicted model, not a curated record. Lineage: Eukaryota; Metazoa; Chordata; Mammalia; Carnivora; Felidae. The transcript is spliced from 12 exons. Gene Ontology annotation, cellular component: nuclear envelope; cytoplasm.